UCGUAGAGGGCCGUUAAGAUUAGGUAUGGACGGAAAUUUGUGUGGGUUUGCCCUGGAUUUUCUUUUAUUAUAAAUCUGGCCUUAAAAGAUGUCUAUUUCACGCAUAAUCAACUAUCAAACAAGCGUGUGAACAUUCUGAGAGCUAUAAUAAUUUAUUUGCAUCAUCUGUGAACUAUUUAAUUCAUAUUUCCUGACGCUCACAAUGGGACGGACUAGGAGUAGAACAAGGAGUAGGUCCCCUCAUGGAGAUAGAAGGAAAGACCGAAGCAAGGACCGGGAGAGAGGCAAGGAGAGGGAUAGCAGGAGAGAAAGGGAGAAAGAUCAUCAUACUUCAAGAGGAUCAUCCCAUAGGCAGCAUUAUGUUGAUGACAGUAGACAUGGUGGUGAUCGAAAACACCAUUCUUCAGGAGAGCACAGGUCAUCUGAAAGGAGUGGGAAUGAUCAUAAAAGGAAUAGGGAUGAAGACAGAAAGCAGGAAGGUCGAAAGGAAAAGAGUCAAGAUGGUAGGGAUCAUGGAAGAGUUCAUGAGCGAAAAAGUGAGCAAGGAAAAAAUUCUUAUUCAAAGAAGGCUAGUAGAUCACGCUCUCCUAUAAGAAAUUCUAAAGAGAGAUCACGAUCAAAGUCUGGUGCUGAGGCCAGUAAAAGCUUGACUCACAACUCAAAUAAAGAACAAGAACAACGUCACAAAGAAGUUUUGUCCAGCACAAAGUUUCAUUCAAGGAGGAUGCGUGACAGUUCCAACUCAUCGGAUAGUGAAGCCAGUGAUGAUGAAAGGCCAAGUCUUCCGAAGGCAUAUGCAACGGCUUCAAAUAGCGAUUCUGAUAGAAGUGCCAUUCAAGAGGAGUCUCAUUCAGACACAGACUCUUCACAAUCUCCUGACAGUUCACCUUCAGAGAAAAUUCCAAGAGCGUAUGCAACGUAUGAAAAUGACAGUGAUACUGUAGUUGAAUUGAAGGAACAAGAAAUGGCUCGGCUGGCCAAAGGCAAGCAGUAUGUUGUUUCUUCAUCUGAUGAUGAUUCUCCCCGUGCGAGGUUACCCAAAGCAUAUGCAUCUUCUCCUGUCCUUGCCAAAAGGCAGCCUGAGCCUGACACUAAAACCAAAACUUUGAAGGACUCACGACUUGAAGAUAGACACAGCAGAGGUAAAGACUCUAAACAAAGAAGAGCAAGCCCCAACUAUAGUCACAGUGAAAGGUCUCAUCACCAGAGCAAGAGCAGGAAGAGUGAUAGGGAGGAACGUGAUAGAUUGUCUUAUAAUGAUAGAGGUAGCAAUAACUCUAAAAGUACAUCUAGUAGUAGGCAUGACAGGGAUAGGCAUUCUAGAGAUAGAGCCUCUGAACGUUGUAGGGAUGAUGGAGGCAUGAAGAAAAGUCAGAGUAGAGAACAUUCUUCAUCCCAGCACUCUGGGGAUACAAGGAGGAGAAAUGACAAUGCUCCUCAUUCUGAACCUCACAAGUCAAGAUCCUUGGAUAAGUCAUACAAGCAGAAAGAAGAUGAUAAGAGAGGUCAUUCUUCCAAGCACUCUCAUGACAGAAGUCGUAGUAAAGAUAGGAGCAGUAAGUCACAUAGGAGUCCUCACCGUGAUGAUGGUAGCAGACACCCAUCUAAAAAUGGACAGCAUUCUUCAGAUUCAAGACGUGAACCUAGAUCCACAGGACACACUUCAGAAACAUUAUCCUCUAAACACUCGAGUGAUAGAACCAAAAGUCAUAGAGAUGAAUCAAGGGGUAGCACUAAAAGCAAUGAAAGGAUUUCAAAAGAACAGAAUUCUGGUGUAAAGGAUUGUAGGUCAAAAAAGGAUUCACCUAAACAUAAAUCUGAUGCAAGAAAGUACCAAAGUCCCUCCAAAAAUGAUGAUGAAUUAGAUAGAAGAAAAGAAGAAAGAUCAGAAAAGAGAUUGGAUACAGAGAGGAAGUCUGAGAAAGAAUGCAAAGAUGGAAGCAAGAACAAACCUGGGAAUGGCAAGAAUGAAAGAGACUCUAAAAAGUCAAAAGAAAAGAAGCCAGUGAAAACCCCUAAGAAACGGAAGGCAUCAUGGAGCUCAGAUAUGUCAGAGAGUGACAUCUCAUUGCAUUCUACACCAGCAAAGAAACCAAAAGAAAAGAAGGAUAGGAUACAGACAGUGAAAACCAAGAAGACUCCAGUGAAGGAAAAGAAAAAGAAGAAGCACAAGAGAGAAAAGAAGCAAAAGGAAGUUUUGCGGAAGAAAAGCAAGGAAAAGAAAAAGAAAGACCUUGGAAAGCAGGAGGAGGGAUCAAAGAAAAGGAAAACUGAUAAAGAGGCUGCACCGCUGACAGGAAUCCAGAAGAAGUUACUUGAGAUGGCGCAAGCAGGGAAGAAAGAAGAAGAAAGUUCGUCAAGGAGAAGUAUGAUCCCGAUGACCAAAGAGCAGUAUGAAAAGGAGCAGAGCAAAGUGCGCAGGGUGUAUGAUCCAGAUACGGGAAGAAAUAGGUUGAUUCGAGGAAGUGGGGAAGUCAUUGAAGAGAUAGUUAGCAGAGAUAGACACAAAGAAAUCAACAAGGCAGCUACAAGGCACGAUGGGAUCUCAUAUUCCAAGAAAAUGGGGAUGCAUAGAUGAUCACUACCCAUCAUGCCUCACACCAUAAGGUAUUCAUCGUAAUCCCAUCUACUUGUCAAGGCUCUGUAACAUAUUAGUAGAAGCCAUCAUUUUAUACAAUUGAAUGUAAAUGUAAUCCUCUACCAAAAUCAGAGACAGUUACUAUUGAUUGUAAAUUAUAUAUAAAUUGCAUCUCUUAUGUUACUCCACCCUGAAGACACAAAUUUCUUAGUUUAAGAGACAUUUACUUGUACAAAAUGAUUGUUUGUGCUCUGAAAGUUUUUAUGUGAAACUGGAUUCUGGAGGCAUGUUGAAUCUUUUGUCCAUCCAUGUAUGUAUGCCCUGUUUCAUGUCCAUAUGAAAAAAACCAAUUAGAUUGUUCAACUGAAAGCUAUGUUCAUUUUUUAUAUGAAGACUGAAGUUACAAUCUGUUUUUAAUUGAGGGUAAUGAGGUUAAAGGCCAGUUGGCACAGCCAAUGUUUGUAUCCCAAAGAAACCUUUGCAAGUAUUUAGAUGAAAGUUUAAAGGAAACAUUUUGUUUGAAUAAUACUUCAUGAUAUGUAUUCUUUCCAGCAAGCCACUUUUUUGUAUUAUAGAAAUGUGACCUUUUUGCCAUGUAUUUUAUUUUCAUGUACCCAAAAUUCAUUAUUUGUAUUCCUUAUGUUUAACCAAUUAGGUGUCUAAAAAUCCUUAUUUUUCUUCAUAAGGGGAAUAAUAAUUAAGAGGAGGGAGAUGAAUUUGAAAAACACUGAUCAUUAAGUGUAUUCCUUUGGAAGUCAUUUGAUCCCUUUUUUCAGUUGAAUUUUAAUCAUGUCCAUUUUCAAGUGUGCCAAAUUCCAUUGUAGUAAUACGGAUUCAUUAUGUCAAUUUAUACAGACUAGAUGAUAAUCACAUCGUAGAUUAUUUUACGUCUCUCCUUUCCCCUAUAGCAGCUGUGUUUUUAUUUUUUAUGAGUAAUUGUUGGGUUAAGCCUAUAAAAAUUUGUGAUGUCAACAUAGAAAUGACACAACAAAUUGAUAAUUACUGGUUUAUAUUUUCAUUUUGCAUUCGCCUGUGUUUUUGCCAUAUUUAUAUUGUUUGCUCUUUUUAUUCCAAAGCUAGUAUUUUACAGUCUACAUUCUGUGCUGUGAAAACUAGGGCAAUUAAAAAACAAUAUUUUUGUUUUGUGCAUUUUUAUAGAAAUUAAUAUGAAAUACUUUUAUAUAAAAUACUAGAUGACCUACCCGCAUUGUGCUAUCUAGUCUUGUUCAUAGUUUUGAUAAUUUUAUUCAAAGUUCACAGUAUGAUACUGACGUGCCUUAGAAUCUUAAUCACACAUGCAGUGGUUAAUAGCAAAUUAAGCUUAGUGAUAUUUUCAAUUUUUUCAUGUCAAGAUAGUACAACAUGUUGAAGUUAGCAUUAGGUCUUUCCAUUUUAUUGUGGCCAUUUAUUUUUUCCUACAUGCCAUCCAAAUUUAUAAUGUUGCUGUGGUUUACCUCAAAAUUUGAAGAAAAA
Molecule: messenger RNA, 4051 nt
Organism: Lytechinus variegatus (green sea urchin)
Lineage: Eukaryota; Metazoa; Echinodermata; Echinoidea; Temnopleuroida; Toxopneustidae
Product: dentin sialophosphoprotein-like
Exons: 5
Coding region: 203-2578 (791 amino acids)
Source: RefSeq, a predicted model, not a curated record